AUGAACGAUUCUGGUGAAGAAUGGGAAGAUGUCAGAUCUUAUAGGGGAGCUUCAGUUUGGGAGCAGCUUCGGAAAGAUAAUCCAGUUUUCUUCAGUUACUUUGACCUGAGAUGCCAAAUGGCUCUUCAGAUGAGGAUGUUCAAUGAUAUGCUGACUAAGCAAGCUGUUCGGAUGUUCGAGAAUGGUCUUCUUGAUAUUUGUGAUGCUUCACCUGCGGUCAAGACUCUUCUUCAUGAACAUCCUGCAAGAGUUCAUCUUUUGGAGACAUUAGCUUACAAGAGAAAACUGAGUUCUGCAAGCUCAGCAUUGCCUUAUGAAAAUGUUCAAGCAGUUGCACAGACGCAAAACCCUUAUGAUCAAGUCUUUAACUCUGCAAGCUUUUCAAUGCCUAAUCCAAAUAUUCCAUCAAUUGUUCAGUGGCAGAUGCCUAAUGAGCAGCUAAUUCAACAACUCCUUUGUGCUUCAAGCUUACCAAUGCCAUACGCAAAUGGUCCAUCAGUGACACAGCUGACUAUUCCUUGUGAUCAGCAAGAGCAACCCCUUUAUACCACAAGCUUACCAUUGCCUGAUGAAAAUGGCCCAUCAACCGCAACGAAACGUCCCAGUAGAAACGCUGCAGCGUGA
Molecule: messenger RNA, 624 nt
Organism: Eruca vesicaria subsp. sativa (arugula)
Lineage: Eukaryota; Viridiplantae; Streptophyta; Magnoliopsida; Brassicales; Brassicaceae
Source: the annotation of a GenBank genome assembly